AAAACAAAAGAGAAGGAAAAUUUUCACCAAAAAAUAAUUCAGUUUUAUUGUGGAAAAUCCGCAUCCCAAUAUGGACAAUGACGAUCCUGUGGAGGAAGCAUCGAAUCAGCCCGCCGCUGCACCACUGGAAGUGCAUCCUGCUGAACGUGACGCUGGACACAGCCAGAGAUUGAACAGGAUGCGAUUCGUCCAGCCAUCGAUCCAUCAAGAAGAUGACAACGACGACGACGAAGAUGAAGAACAAGAAGAAAUGGAGGAUCCUGCAGCUCCGGAAGAUGUGAAUCAAGCGAACGUUGGUCAGGAUCCGGAUGAUUCUGACGUUAGCAUCGUUGAUGGGGGCAAUUCUUCGGACGAUCCUUCGAGCAAUUCAUCCGAAAACGGUCUGGAUGAUUCCGAUGCGGAUCGACUGUUUGAUGAUUACAUUCACACUCGUGAACAACAGCAAUCGACGGUUGCGGAAAUUUACAACACAGAACUGCCUACGGAACAUGCGUAUCUUGGAAAGUUGGAACGAGUAGAGGGAGUUGACUAUUUGGAGCCAGGAAAGGUUUAUCGUCUUCCGGUUUACAACCACCAUUCGAUUGUGUUUCCGGGUGAAAUCGUGCCGUUGAUCCUCAAUGCAGCUACACUGAACUGUGACGAUCCUUCCGAUGGGGUUAAAUUCGGAUUGGUGUUUAGGACCACGUUCCCGAACAACUUUAUCUACGGUGUCACUUGCCAGGUGUUUGAAAGGGGUGAACGGGACAUCAACGGAUCGAUUAUACUUAAGACCGUAGCCCAGCAGAGGUUCCACAUUGUGCAGCAGGUUCCCAGCAGACGGGCGGAUGUACUGAUUUUGCCGGAGAUAAUUCUUCCGGAUCCGCUGCUGAGUAGCUGUUCGAACCUGAUGAAACGACACGCAGUCAGUCACAACAAAAAGUAUUCGAAUCGUUUCAAGUCUUUCGUUUCGCACGCAAUGACGUGGCCAAAGUUUGUGUACGAUCUAUACGGCACCGAUGACGUGCUGACCAAGGUGGAUCGGUAUCUAGCGUUUCUGAAGAUAACGAGCGUGCCGAGCGAUCCGGUAAAGUUGUCCUUCUGGCUGGCUAGGAAUAUUCCCAUCGAUGAACGGGACCGGAAGCUGAUCUAUCAGGCGGAUGCCGUGAUCAGCCGAAUGUUGGUGAUCAAUAAAUCGCUGGAUCAUAUGUGCUACUUCAUUUGUAAACGAUGCGCAAACGAAAUUGGAAGCUACAACGACAUCUUUGCGAUGAACAAGCAGGGCGUUCAAACAAGUUACUGCAAUCCGUCUGGAUAUGUUCAUGAAACGCUAACCAUUUACAAGACGAAGGAAAACUCCACCUUCACCGUUGACCGACCCUCGACGGAUUUCAGCUGGUUUCCGGGGUACUCGUGGCAGAUUACGCUUUGUGCGAACUGUCGGCAGCAUUUGGGAUGGAAGUUCGUAGCCACCAAGAACAAUUAUCUGCCGAAAAGCUUCUACGGCCUGUCGGGCAACAACAUUCAGGUGAAAUCGGUCGGCGAAAGCAAUGCUGCCCGUACCGGUGCUAGCGACGAUGACGACGAAGAUGAAGACGAAGAGAUGUUGCAACAGCAGCAGCAAAGACAGCAACAGCAGCAGCAGCGACAGCAACAGCGCCAACGGCAGCAACAUCGGCGGCGGCGGCAAAUGGCCGAUGAUGUCGACAACAGCGAAACCGAUGAGGAUGUCGAUGUCGUGUACGAAGUGAUCGACAUGGAUCCGGACCUGGCCAACGCUGCCGGUGCCGAUGCUCCCGUACAAGUGGCCCCGGUUCUGCUAUUGGAAAGAAUCAACGAUGAUGUUGAGGGGGAGGAGGAAGAAGACGACGACGAAGAGCGAUUCCAGGAUGCGAGAGAGUAAACCGAGUAAACGCUCUGGCGAUCGAUUGUCUAUUAGGUAUGUAGAACUUGAUUUUGUUUCUGUGAGCUUUUGUUUAUUGGAGUCAAUAGUGCAUUUUUCUUAUGCUGUAUUCGUACCAUGAAGCGCCGUGAAGGUUGUUUAAAU
Ochlerotatus camptorhynchus is the source of this 2023-nucleotide messenger RNA. RefSeq names its product protein cereblon-like. Gene Ontology annotation, cellular component: Cul4A-RING E3 ubiquitin ligase complex. The transcript has 4 exons. Lineage: Eukaryota; Metazoa; Arthropoda; Insecta; Diptera; Culicidae. The record is from RefSeq and is a predicted model, not a curated record. Gene Ontology annotation, biological process: protein ubiquitination. The coding region runs from base 71 to 1879 and encodes 602 amino acids.